This is a messenger RNA of Penicillium mononematosum, 1095 nucleotides long. RefSeq lists its product as uncharacterized. The record is from RefSeq and is a predicted model, not a curated record. The transcript is spliced from 6 exons. Bases 1 to 1095 code for a protein of 364 amino acids. Lineage: Eukaryota; Fungi; Ascomycota; Eurotiomycetes; Eurotiales; Aspergillaceae.
AUGGCUCUAUCAAUGGAAGGCUCGGGUGAGGACCUCUUCAAAUCUCUCAAGGCACUGAGGUCCAAACCGGAAAAUGAAGCAUCCCAAAGACGCCGAGUUGAGUCACUCCUCUCCACCGUCCACUUCCAAGUGAUGAAGGGACACAUGCUCGAGCCAUCACCCCUAGACGUCCAAUCUCGCUUUGGUUCUUCUUACAUGGUUCUACUCAGGGCUCGCGAACAUGGACAUGGUGAACAUUCUUUUUGGUACGGGGCAGAGGACAAGAGCAUCAAUUUCCUGGCUGUGAUGCGACCCUCAAAACGUUUUGAGUACCAAGGCAAUCAGCUCGGAGAUGAUAAGGCUUACCGGCGUCUGAAGAAAGAGGACCGCAUUGCAUAUGCACUUGCAACAGAUGGUGAUCUCUUCAGGUUCUUUCGCAUGAGCGAGGAGGGCCAGACGGCUGAAACACAAUGCCGGAGCGGAAAGUACCACGAAGAUACCAUUGUGAUUCUCAUGUCGAUCUUUGAUGAUGCUUUGGUUCCGCCUGGUGCCCGUAUGGCAUCCCCUGCAGCACGGGAAGUGACCACCGAAGAAGAAUACCGCAGAGAUCAGAAACGUAUGCACGCAAUGGCUGUACGUGUGGGCGUGAGAGUGUAUAUGGACGUGAUACAGAAACUGCCGAACCCGCUCAGCGAUAGAGCGGAAGAAAGCACUCUCAGCCUAAUCAGGGUGGUGAUACUUAAAGCGGUAGAGAGGCCAUUCAAGGUGGCGCAGGCAGGCAAUUGCGAUAAUGGCUUUCCUGGUUAUGGGCCGGUAUUGAUGAGGAACUUUGACGCUGGGCUAAAGAAAGUGCUGGAGGAGGUUGACUUUGUGGACUACAAUGACAACCAAAAGGUGCUCAAGCAUGCAAUUCGGAAGGCAAUUCUGGAGGAAGCCAGGCCCAUGUUCGAGGAGAUCCUCAUCGAGGUGCGCAAGAAGAAGUUGGAGAAGUUUUUCAAGUACAGGGAAGGAUAUCUGCGAUUUAUCAGCACAUACACCAUGGACUCGCAGCGUCGAUCGAAAACGAUCUACCUGAAUCUAUGGGCCAACCUGGGAACGGAUCUGCACUGCAGUUGA